Molecule: messenger RNA, 2006 nt
Organism: Helianthus annuus (common sunflower)
Lineage: Eukaryota; Viridiplantae; Streptophyta; Magnoliopsida; Asterales; Asteraceae
Product: beta-fructofuranosidase, soluble isoenzyme I
Biological process (GO): carbohydrate metabolic process
Molecular function (GO): hydrolase activity, hydrolyzing O-glycosyl compounds
Source: RefSeq, a predicted model, not a curated record
AUGUUCAGUUUCUCACUCGGUAACGUUCUCCACGGAUACAAGUGCUCAAGUGUAGGGAAGUUGGAACCGCCCAGAACUGUAUUGGCAUUUGGUAAAGUGCCAAAUGCAGAGACAAAGAAAGAGAACAAGACAGCGAGCAGAGCAGUAAGAGAGAGAAACAGAGAUCCAGGAGCCGGUGAGUCCCCGGCAACCGGCCUUCCUUCGAUGCGUCCUCGCCUCCCACAAACAGAACCGAAGUCGUCGACUCUAGGGCUUUCCGGUGAAGAUUCUAGCGAGCAGAGUUUAAAAGGUAGAGAAGAGAAAGAAUACGAUGACACUCAGAACCCGGUUGAGAGAUUAACCGACGAUGGUUCCGACGGUGUUACAACCUGCGUCAAUAACACUUUACGACGACAUUUUGAUCGUUGUGGUGUUGGUAGUCUUUGGUGGCGUAGAGUAGGGUUUGUGACGAGAGCAACGAGGUAUGUUAGAUCGGAUGCUGCGCCGGCUCUUACAAUGACGACGGUCAAGCGGUUAGGGUUUCGAUCAACUUUCGUCGCUCACUUAACCAUAAAAACCACCCAACCCUUUAGUCAUGUUGAGCAUGCACACACCCACAAUCCCUUACUGAACCACCCCAAACCACCACCAGCUGCAGUUAGAAAGCGGCUCUUCAUCAGGGCUCCGUUCAGUAUCACAUUGUUAUUCAUUUUAUCCAUCUUACUCAUCAUUCUGAACCAACAAGUUCUAGCCACGAAUUCAGCAUUGCUGUAAAAAUAUUUCCGGAAACACUUGCAAGCUGAUUGCUUGAAAUGGCAGAGAACAACUUUCCAUUUUAAACCCGAGAAAAAUUUCAUUUAUGAUCCUAACGAUCCGUUGUUUCACAUGGGUUGGUAUCAUUUAUUCUAUCAACACAACCCGUAUGCAUCGGUUUAGAACAUGUCAUGAGGUCACUCCGUGUCGAAAGACUUGAUCAACUGGUUUAAGAUUCCUGUUGCUCUCAGCCCAUCCGAAUGGUACGAUAUUGAGGGGGUUUUAUCAGGGUCGACCACCGUCCUCUCCAACAGUGAAAUCUUUGCAUUGUACACGGGAAACACUAAUAUUUUUUCCCAGUUUCAAUGCAAAGCGGUACCAGUCAACAUAUCUUAUCCACUUCUUGUAGAGUGGGUCAAAUAUGACGGCAACCCAAUCUUUUACACUCCACCAGGGAUUGGGUUAAAAGACCAUCGGGACCCCUCAACUGUUUGGAAGGGUCCCGAUGGAAAACACAGGAUGAUCAUGGGAUCUAAACAAAACAAAACGGGACUUGUAUUUGUUUACCAUACCGAUGAUUUCACGAAUUACAAGUUGUUGGAUGAGCCAUUGCAUUCGGUUCCCAAUACCGAUAUGUGGGAAUGUGUCGACUUUUAUCAGGUAUCAUUAACCAACGAUAGUACCCUUGAUAUGGCCGCGUAUGGGCCGGAUAUAAAACACGUUAUUAAAGAAAGUUGGGAGGGACAUUGUAAGGAUUGGUAUUCAAUUGGGACCUAUGAUGCAAUAAACGAUAAAUGGACUCCCGAUAACCCGGAACUAGACGUGGGUAUUGGGUAUCGAUGUGAUUACGGAAGGUUCUUUGCAUCCAAGAGUCUUUACGACCCGUUGAAGAAAAGGCGGGUCACGUGGGGUUAUGUUGCCGAAUCAGAUAAACAUAACCAGGAUCUCACUAGAGGAAGGGCUACUAUUUUUAAUGUCGGAAGAACCGUGGUACUCGAUAGAAAGACUGGGACCCAUCUACUUCAUUGGCCCAUUGAGGAGAUCGAGAGUUUGAGAUACAACGGUCAAGAGUUUAAUGAGAUCGAAUUAGAGCUGGGUACGAUCAUUCCACUAGACAUAGGCACACCUACACAGUUGGAUAUAGUUGCUACAUUUGUGGUGGAUCAAGAUGCAUUAAACGCGACAAGUGAAUGGAUACUAUUGAAAAACAUACCUUAGGGGGUACGGGGCACCAUGCGGGGAGGCAAGCGGUGACCCCAUUCCCCGAGCGGGAA